Molecule: messenger RNA, 722 nt
Organism: Paraglomus occultum
Lineage: Eukaryota; Fungi; Glomeromycota; Glomeromycetes; Paraglomerales; Paraglomeraceae
Source: the annotation of a GenBank genome assembly
CAACGCAGAGAAAGAGGAAAGAAUAACUGUUCUGGGAGCUACAAGCGGCGACACUGGAAGUGCCGCUAUCCACGGGUUAAGAGGCAAAAAAAAUAUUUCAGUAUUUAUACUACAUCCAUAUGAGAGAGUAUCACCCGUUCAAGAGGCACAAAUGACAACAGUACUAGAUAGGAACGUCCAUAAUCUGGCAGUAAAAGCAACAUUUGACGAUUGUCAGGACACUGUAAAAGAACUCUUUGGAGACACAGAAUUCAAUAACAAAUACCAUCUGGGCGCAGUGAACUCUAUAAAUUGGGCUCGUAUUCUCGCCCAAAUCACCUAUUAUUUUUACUCCUACUUUCAACUUCUCCGCAUCCUCAAUUUAUCCCCUGAAGCACAGAUCAAAGUCCAAUACUGCGUACCAACUGGGAAUUUCGGUGACAUUCUUGCCGGGUACUAUGCAAAACGCAUGGGCCUGCCAAUCUCUUCGUUGUUAUUAGCUACCAACUCUAAUGAUAUUUUGCACCGAUUUUUCUCAACCGGUCAAUACGAGAAAAUAGCCAUCGGCAGUGACGCGAACGCAAACACAUAUGUAUACGAGACUUUGAGUCCGGCUAUGGACAUUGUAAUAUCGAGUAACUUUGAGAGAUUGCUAUGGUAUUUGGCGUAUGAAAAGACAGGCAACGAAGAUGAAGCGAGCAUCACAGUGAAAAAUUGGAUGCAAGAUGUAAAGGACAACAAGG